This is a messenger RNA of Zerene cesonia (dogface butterfly), 891 nucleotides long. Its product is annotated as carbonyl reductase [NADPH] 1-like. The record is from RefSeq and is a predicted model, not a curated record. Gene Ontology annotation, molecular function: oxidoreductase activity, acting on the CH-OH group of donors, NAD or NADP as acceptor. NCBI's taxonomy places the organism in Eukaryota, Metazoa, Arthropoda, Insecta, Lepidoptera, Pieridae. The coding region runs from base 1 to 891 and encodes 296 amino acids. The transcript has a single exon.
AUGGCUGAUAAAAUUGCCAUAGUAACUGGCUCCAACAAGGGUGUCGGCUUCGGUACGGUUAAAGAAUUGUGCAAGAGAGGAGUUGGUGUCGUUUACUUAACUUCAAGAGACAUCAACCGCGGUAAAGAAGCUAUAGAAAUUUUAGAAAAAGAAAAUCUCCAUCCCCAAUUUCAUCAACUAGACGUGAGUAAUGAAGAAAGUGUUAAAGCUUUCGCCCAAUACAUCAAAGAGAAACACAAUGGACUAGAUAUUCUGAUUAACAACGCUGGCCUACUUGAUCCUGAUUUUUAUAAAAUUAACUAUGAAGAUGCAAAAAGAGUAAUUGACACCAAUUACUAUGGAGUUUUAUUAAUGCAAAAGUACUUCUUUCCACUUUUGAAGGAAAAUGGACGAGUCAUAAACGUAUCUAGCUCUUGGGGCCAUAUAACGAAUAUAAAAAAUUCAUAUUGGAUUCAACGUCUUACUAAAGAAAACAUAAGCCUAGAAGACACCGAUGCAUUUAUUAACUGGUUCUUGGAUUCUAUAAAGAACGGAACAGUGAAAGAAGAGGAUUUCGUUUCUUACACUGUUCUUGCAUAUAGAGUCUCAAAGGUAGCACUGUGUGCUCUCACUAGAAUCCAACAAAAACAAGCCGGGAAGAAUAUUUCAAUUAAUUCCCUUCAUCCUGGGUUUGUUCGUACAAAUAUGACAAAAGGGGCAGGUGAUAUGUCUGCAGAAGAUGCUGGUAUCACCCCUGUAUAUUUAGCCCUUGAUAUUGAUCAGUCUGUGAAAGGCAAGUAUAUUUGGUUUGACAAAACUGAAGUGAACUGGGCAGAUGCUAGUCUAAACUUUUUAGAACCAUUUGAAUAUUUCGAAAAGUGCAUUGAAGAUGCAGCUAAAAACAAAUACUAA